Lotus japonicus is the source of this 1378-nucleotide messenger RNA. Its product is annotated as G2/mitotic-specific cyclin S13-7-like. The transcript has 4 exons. Lineage: Eukaryota; Viridiplantae; Streptophyta; Magnoliopsida; Fabales; Fabaceae. The record is from RefSeq and is a predicted model, not a curated record. Gene Ontology annotation, biological process: regulation of cyclin-dependent protein serine/threonine kinase activity; mitotic cell cycle phase transition. Bases 185 to 1228 code for a protein of 347 amino acids. Gene Ontology annotation, molecular function: cyclin-dependent protein serine/threonine kinase regulator activity. Gene Ontology annotation, cellular component: nucleus; cyclin-dependent protein kinase holoenzyme complex; cytoplasm.
GUGAGAAGCUUCGCGCAUUGAUCCCUUGAGCUAUAAAAGAGAAAGGGCGCUCUCAACUGCCUCUUCCCCGCGUCAUUCUCAUUCAUUCGUUCAUUCAUUGCAAUCACUGAGAAAGAAAAAGAGAGAAAGUGCAGUGUUUGUUUUCUAUUUUCCAUUGAAAGAAAGAGUGAUCAGUUCCGAAUUCAUGGCUUCAAGACCCAACAUCGUUCCUCAACAGGGCAAAGAGGAAAGGAAUCGGGUGAUACUCGGUGAUAUUGGAAACUUGGAAGCUGCAAGAGAAGUUGAGAUCAAGACCAAUUUCUGUGACCAACCACUCACCAAUGCGCAAGCUGCCACUGAAAGUAACAAGGUUGCAUGUGGUCUAACUAAGAAACCGAAUGAGCAAAUUGUUGACAAUAUUGAUGCUGGUGAUGUUGACAAUGAGCUUGCUGUUGUGGAAUAUAUUGAAGAUAUAUACAAUUUUUAUAGGAGGGUUGAGAAUGAGAGGCGUCCCAAUGCCUCCUACAUGGAGUCACAACCUGAGAUAGAUCAGACAAUGAGAGCUAUACUUGUUGAUUGGGUGAUUGAAGUUCAUGUUCACUUGACCAGGUUUCAUUUUUCAAUUGAAACCCUCUACCUCACCAUUAACAUAAUUGAUCGGUUCCUAUCACUCAUUACUGUUCCAAUGAGGGAAUUGCAAUUGGUUGGUGUCACUGCCAUGCUCAUGGCAUCCAAGUAUGAGAACAACUCGAAGGCCCCUGAUGUUAACUUCUUCGUCGAGCUCUCAGAUGAAACUUGUUCUCAUGAACAGAUACUUAGCAUGGAGAAAAUCAUACUGAAAAAGCUGGAAUGGAACUUGAGUGUGCCUACACCAUUUGUUUUCCUAGUUCGCUUUAUCAAGGCCUCCUCAAUUCGAGAUCCGGACGAGGCAGUAGAAAACAUGGCACAUUUUCUUUGUGAGCUGGGAAUGAUGCAUUAUGCCACCUUGCAGUAUUGUCCAUCAAUGAUUGCUUCCUCAGCAGUGUUUGCAGCUAGAUGCACUCUCAACAAGAGCCCUUCUUGGAAUCACACACUUGAGAUGCACACUGGUUACUCACAACAACAACUUAUGGAUUGUGCUACACUCUUGGUGAGCUUCCAUUGCAGGGCUAGGAAUGGAAAGCAUAAGGCUGUGUUGUACAACAAGUACUCUAAUCCUGAGAGAGGGGCUGUUGUAAUGCUUCCACCAGCUCAAAAUCUAGUUUUGUAGUGUAUAUGGCAGUUCAGUUCUUAUUUUUUCUUCUUGGAAUGCAGAGAGAGGAGCUGUUGUAAUGCUUCCACCAGCUGAAAAUUAUCUCAUUAUCUACUCUUAUUUUUUUUCUCUUUCUUUGUUUUUAUUAUUUUCUCACACUUUUCUUUU